This is a messenger RNA of Thunnus maccoyii (southern bluefin tuna), 4883 nucleotides long. Its product is annotated as endothelin receptor type B-like. Bases 773 to 2011 code for a protein of 412 amino acids. NCBI's taxonomy places the organism in Eukaryota, Metazoa, Chordata, Actinopteri, Scombriformes, Scombridae. Gene Ontology annotation, molecular function: endothelin receptor activity. The transcript is spliced from 8 exons. Gene Ontology annotation, cellular component: membrane. Gene Ontology annotation, biological process: enteric nervous system development; G protein-coupled receptor signaling pathway; regulation of blood pressure. The record is from RefSeq and is a predicted model, not a curated record.
UAAUCCCCAAUGCAAUUUGGUGUAAACAUAAAAUGUCACAAAACGGAGGUGGAGCCAACAUCUACCUGAAUAGUUUUGAUAGCCUAAGUGCUUUUCCCGGAGGAAGAUGAUGUCAGGGAGUGUGUGUAUCUUGUGUUAUAAAGUAAGAUCCUGAGGGGGAAAACCCUGGAGUCCUCUACUGAAGCUUUACAGCUGCAUCUCGUCUUUCAUCUCCACGCUGCAGCGACACUAUGUGUGCGUCAUCAACGAAAUAACCAAAAGAAAUAUUUAAUAGUUGUAAGAGAGCUGAAAAACUUCAUGUGUGCAUUUUAGUCGCGUCCUGGCAGCGGAGAGGGAAGGAUGCUCGUGUCUGGGAUGUGAUUGGCUGUUUGUGCAGCCUCCCGGCUCGUGGCUAUAAAGCCUCGUACCGUCGCUCUGUGCGUCAGAGCGCAGACGAAGCAGGGAGAGGAUCCGGACACACUGCAGGACACGCUGGACACACCGUGAACUUUCACCACUGGAACACAUUAGAGAAAACGUAAUCAUAAAAAAAAGCAUCAAGCCAAGUAGCGGAACUCUGCUGGAAUAUUGAUCGGGAAACUUUGGCCCUGAACACGCAGGCUACACAACAACAUCAAGGUCCGGAAAAACAAGUUCCGACGCAGACCCGCGCUUCCAGGCCCACGGCAAUGCCCAGUGUGUGAAUAUGUGUGUGUGAGUGUGUACUUGAAGACUGCUGUGUGACUUUGAGUGAGCAAACGUCUUGCUGUGUGAGUGCGAGGCUCGUGUGAGGAUGAGGGCCGUCGCUCUGCUGUGUCUCCUGAUGGUCGCCGAGGUUGGAGCCUCUCGGUUCAUCCGUGACUCCCGAGGCGGGCUUGAAGCUUCAGAACCCUCCAAGAACAACGCCUCCAUCCUGCUUCCACCCUCACGGCCGGGCCGACCGCGGGGCUCCUUCCCCCCCAUGUGCAUAAAGCCUACGGAGAUCAAGCACGCCUUCAAGUAUGUGAACACCAUCGUGUCCUGCCUGAUCUUUGUGGUGGGGAUCAUCGGCAACUCAACGCUGCUUAGGAUCAUAUAUAAGAACAAGUGUAUGAGGAACGGACCCAAUGUCCUGAUUGGCAGCCUGGCACUGGGGGACCUGCUUUAUAUUAUCAUCGCCAUCCCCAUCAAUGUGUUCAAGCUAAUAGCUGAGGACUGGCCCUUUGGGGUGUACGUCUGUAAGUUGAUGCCGUUCAUACAGAAAGCUUCAGUGGGCAUCACCGUCCUCAGCCUGUGUGCCCUGAGUAUCGACCGCUACCAUGCAGUGACAUCAUGGAGCAGAGUAAAGGGGAUGGGGAUCCCUCUGUGGAAAGCAGUGGAGGUGACUUUGAUCUGGCUGGCUGCUGUGGUGUUGGCGGUUCCCGAGGCGCUGGCAUUUGACAUGUUGGAGAUGCCGUACAGAGGCAACAAGCUGCGUGUGUGUCUGCUGCAUCCAGAGCAGAGCGCCGGCUUUAUGAAGUUCUACCAGGAUGUGAAAGACUGGUGGCUUUUUGGCUUCUACUUCUGCUUCCCACUGGCCUGUACAGGAAUCUUCUACACUCUCAUGUCCUGCGAGAUGCUCAGUCGCAAAAAAGGCAUGCGGAUUGCACUCAACGACCACAUGAAACAGCGGAGAGAAGUGGCGAAGACGGUGUUCUGCCUCGUGCUGAUUUUUGCUCUCUGCUGGCUGCCGCUCCAUCUCAGCCGUAUUCUGAAGAAAACAAUCUAUGACCAAAAUGACCCCAACCGCUGUGAACUGCUCAGCUUCCUGUUAGUGAUGGAUUACAUCGGCAUCAACAUGGCCUCCCUAAACUCCUGCAUUAACCCCAUUGCCCUCUACUUUGUCAGCCAGAAGUUUAAAAACUGCUUCCAGUCUUGCCUGUGCUGCUGGUGCUACAGAACAUCUCCCCUGGAUGAACGAGGUUCAGGCGGACGGUGGAAGGGCUCUUGCCACGGGAACGGACUAGACCGCUCCAGCUCCCGCUCCAGUCAGAAAUACACAAGCUCUUCAUAAACACACACACGCACACACACUCAUCACACACCUCUUCUGCCAAACCCACGUUCCCAGCAGCUCCCUUUACAGAGAAACAGCGUCGUCACUGCCAAAUACCCGGUGAUCAGACACUUGUGAGGAGGGAAAAGUGGAGCGAGGUAGAAAUCACUUCAACAGGACCCACAGCAGACUGAAAGACUGUAAUAAAAGGAUCGACCGCAACUGAUGAAUGAAUUAACAGGACUGUACCUGUUCAUGCUGUAACACUAACUGCAAAAAAGUAUGAGGCUACAUAAAUCUGUUCAUACUCGACACUGAGGCUUGUGUAGAGGACUAAAAGUCUCUCAGAGGACCACUAUGGUAAUACAUUUAUGGAGAAUGUUUUUUAGGCCACAUGUAAAUUUAUGUACAGUAUUAUUUACUUUCAGAUUGCAGACCUAUGAUUAUAUCUAGCCUUAGUGCUUCAUGUAUGAAUAACAGCACUGAUAAGUAUAACCUGUUGAAGCUUUAAUACCUCACGGGGAAAAAUAGAGGGAAAAUGUAACCCUGAGCUAUUUUCCAAAAAGCCUCAAAGGUGUGAGCAUUUUCAUUUAUUUUAAAAAAGGCACAAGCAUGUCUCCUCAUAUAUAAACGAUCAGUGGCUGAUUAUCCGGCAAUCGACUGCAUGUUGUCACCACUCAACGCCCAUGUGCCCUGGUGACAUCAUACCAGGGUAAAAAGGGCUCCAGUCAUGGGGAAAGUCGUACAUCGGAAAUCUUUUAUCUGGAAAUCAUUGCUGCUUUAAGUCAUGUGGAGGGCAGCUGUUGUCCGAGAACACUGACAAAUACCAGAUGAUUCCCAUUAUGCUACACAGAAGAGGUCAUUAUUAGUACUUGUAUUAUUGCAGUAUUCAUGCUGUUGGUAAAUGGUCUCCAUUUCCACUGUGUAAAAAGUCUCAACUCAUCUCAAUGUAGCUUCUAUUUUUCUAAGAAAAUAUCACAAAACACACGGAGCUUAUUUAACCUUCUACACGAGGUGAUCGUCUAUUAUUUUCAAAUAUUUCACCUCCAUCAGCGUGUGGUCAUGUUUCAUAGAUUCCUACGGCUGGAAACUACUUCUAAGAGCUUCUUAAGGAAUACAUUUUCUAAAACUGACCCAUUUAAAAGCUUUCCGAGGGUAAAAGAAAUUGUGUACAGCUGGGUGUUUUUAAGAAGUGAAUGUUUUUUUUAAAAUUUCUCUUACUACCUAAUGAGCAUAGAAAUUAUUUAGAUGUAUUAGUUCUUUCCAUUAAAUAUAGUGAUCAGAUAAAUGCAGGUAACAUUUAUUAUUGAUUUAAUGUGUUUAAUCAACAAUUGUAAAGGAGAGAUACAGGCUAAAGAAUGAUCUCAUAAUGAGAAAUUAAUUAUGUAGUGGGUGGAAGAGAGAGAUAGUCCCAAUAUUCCAUAAUAACUUUAGAGUUAAGACAGAUGUAGCUAGAGGUUGCCGCAAACACUAAGUAGUCACAUACUUAUGAUAAAUCUUGUGAUGCCAACAUAUGAAGAAAAAAGUAUUUACACUAGUUUUGGCUUAUUAUCCUUUGAGGAAACCUGCACAUUCAUGCAUUAAAUCAUCAUGAGUUAUGCAUUAGUUAAGCACUACUUAAAUAUAUGAUUUGUACUCUUAUUAUAAAGCUUUACCAAAACUUUAAACCUAAAUGACUUUUUAACUCUGGCAGUAGUGAGCACAUACACUGAUGUACAAGCAAGAUGAAUCCAUUUUAUCCGGUGCUUUUUUUGCUCUCAGUACAUCGUGACUAAGAUGUGGUGUUGGAAAACUCACAUAUCCUGUGUUUUCUAUAUCACACUAUUAAGCAAAUGUUCUUUUACAACCUAAUUUGUGCUCAACAACCAGACAAUUGGCCUCAUGAAAGAACAUUUUCCUGUUUUUAUUCUAAAACUCUUUUUUUUCUGUGAGGUUUGCUCAUACGAGCGUCCACAAAACACUAAAAUUUAGGAAUGUCACUAUUAGGAGACCCAGAACAAUUAGAAAUGUUUUAAUCCAGCUGACGUGUCAUCAGAGCAGCUCUGUGCUGUGACAGAAAUAACGAGGGAAUGCUUUGACAUGCUAAAAUGUCUUUCUAAAGCAAAGCCGUCCAUGAUAGGAGGUAGUCAAGGGAUUUGACAGUCACAGAGAUAUUAGAGAGAAUAUAAAAUCUACAGGUGAUGUUUUACUGUCAGCUGCAACGCAAGAUGAUAGUGGACAGAGACCUGCAGAGACACACGGAGGCAGCUGUCGGAGUGAGAGAAGUUUCCAACAACUACUGAAAUGUAGAAGCUGCUGCGUCAAAAUAUGGCCAUAAAAAUGAUUAAAUCUAAAAAACCUUUCAGCCUUGACGAUGAUAAUAUGGUAAACAGAAUAUUAAUUUAGCCUUCAAUUUGUUUUGUUAAUUUGAGUAUCAUAAGUCAAACAAGUGUUUCUCCUCUGUGAAGAAAGGCAGAGAUGAUCUGUUCACGACAGGUACGACAGGUCUGGACCACUCGUAAAUUGUGCUUCUUGCAUGAAGCCCAAUGUGUUUGUUCACACAGCAGCAUUUCCUAAUAGACUGGAUUUAUGUUUAAUAGAUGAAUGUUGAGACAAAACAUUUCCUUUGCCACUGUAUUACUGUAAGAGUUUGCAACAGCGCUCCAAUCAGCUGAUCAUGCAGUAUGUGAUCACAUCUAUUUAUACCAUCUUCACCCUGUUUUUAGCUACAUCUAAAAGCAACUGGAAGAUCUGAGCAGCUUUGCAAGUAUGGGACCACCAAGCUAGACAUUAGGAGGUCAUGUGAGGUUGAAGUAAAAUGUAAUGUGAAUAUUGGCCCUGGUGUUUUGAAUUACAUUUAUAUUGUAUGUAUUUGUUGAGAGUAUGCAGUAAUAAAUAUUAUUUUAUAGCA